This is a messenger RNA of Astyanax mexicanus (Mexican tetra), 1412 nucleotides long. It is a transcript of the gene cops5, whose product is annotated as COP9 signalosome subunit 5. Gene Ontology annotation, biological process: protein deneddylation. Gene Ontology annotation, molecular function: deNEDDylase activity; protein binding; metallopeptidase activity. The transcript is spliced from 8 exons. The coding region runs from base 249 to 1259 and encodes 336 amino acids. NCBI's taxonomy places the organism in Eukaryota, Metazoa, Chordata, Actinopteri, Characiformes, Acestrorhamphidae. Gene Ontology annotation, cellular component: COP9 signalosome; cytoplasm. The record is from RefSeq and is a predicted model, not a curated record.
CCUGGUCGCAACGGCCAUUUGCCGUAGAAGAAGCCCCAACAACAGCAGCAGCAGCUAGUAGCUAAUCUGGCUAAUCUGAAUCCAGGAGUGUGUAUAAUUGUAAAAACAGUGUCCUGAGGAGCAGCUGAGCUCCGCCGCGGUCCUGCGUCUGAUCCUGGUCUGUAGUUUUGAGGGCAGUAGUCUGUAGGGUCUGUGGGCUGGUUGUCUGUAGGCAGUGCUAGGCUCGGUGAGCUAGCUGUAGGUUAGUUAUGGCCGGCAGCAGCAGCAGUAUAGCCCAGAAGACCUGGGAGCUGUCCAACAGCAUUCAGGAAGUUCAGAGCAUCGACGAGAUCUACAAAUACGACAAAAAACAACAGCAGGAGAUACUCGCAGCCAAGCCAUGGACUAAAGACCACCACUACUUUAAGUACUGUAAGAUCUCAGCCCUGGCUCUUCUGAAGAUGGUGAUGCACGCCCGCUCUGGGGGGAACCUGGAGGUGAUGGGACUGAUGCUGGGGAAGGUGGAUGGAGAGACCAUGAUGAUCAUGGACAGCUUCGCACUGCCUGUGGAGGGUACAGAGACCCGGGUCAACGCUCAGGCUGCAGCCUAUGAGUACAUGGCUGCCUACAUAGAGAAUGCUAAACAGGUGGGUCGGUUAGAAAACGCCAUUGGCUGGUACCACAGUCACCCCGGUUACGGCUGCUGGCUCUCAGGUAUCGAUGUCAGCACUCAAAUGCUCAAUCAGCAGUUUCAGGAACCCUUUGUAGCUGUGGUGAUCGAUCCUACACGCACCAUAUCUGCAGGAAAAGUGAAUCUUGGAGCUUUUAGGACAUAUCCAAAGGGAUACAAACCCCCAGAUGAGGGUCCAUCAGAGUACCAGACAAUCCCACUUAACAAAAUUGAAGACUUCGGAGUGCACUGCAAACAGUACUAUGCACUUGAGGUCACGUAUUUCAAGUCCUCUCUGGACCGUAAGCUACUUGAGCUCCUCUGGAAUAAAUAUUGGGUUAACACUCUGAGUUCAUCAAGUCUACUUACGAAUGCGGAUUACACCACGGGGCAGGUGUUUGACCUGUCGGAGAAGCUGGAGCAGGCAGAGGCUCAGCUGGGCAGAGGCAGCUUUAUGUUGGGAUUGGACACACACGACAGGAAGUCUGAGGACAAACUAGCCAAAGCGACACGAGACAGCUGCAAAACGACUAUUGAAGCCAUUCAUGGGUUGAUGUCACAAGUCAUCAAGGAUAAACUCUUCAAUCAAGUAAACACAUCCACCAACUAGCCAAGUUAUUAAAAAAAUGGAGUAAGAUGGCCUUAAAUAUGUGCGAUGUUAGCAUGCCCAGCAUUGGAUUUUUGAUUUGAUCAGUAUGCACCCUGAUGUUAAUGUCAUCACCUGUUAAUAGAUGAAUAAAUAUUAUUGAGCUUUUUGACUGCA